AUGUGGAGUAAAUUGACCUCUCAUAUUGGAUUAUGGUUAGCGCAUGUAGACCGUGACCAUGAUGAUACUCGAAAAACACAACUUCGAGAGAGUUGUUCAUUAUCGGUCCUCAAUCAUCGACAUUUGUCAAUUGUAAAGAAUUCGAGAAGUUCUGAUAAUUUACAUCGUGUUGUGUUACAUGUUACACCACCUACAUCUCGAAAAUUUACAAUAUUUUUCAAUCUCAGAAAAUCAAGAAAACGUGAAAAGUAUAAUAAAAAAGAUAGUCGAACAAGUGAUAAUGAUACUGAUAAGGGAAAAUUUUGUGGUAGCGCUUUUAGCGCCUAUAAAAAGCAUCCUGAUAAAGAACAAUCAAAGAAUAAUAACAAUUCAUCACAACCACCAAUUUCAUCCACUCUGAGAAAUAAUGAUAUGGCACAAUCAUGGCAAUUGUCUAAUUUAAGUUCAUCAAGAAGUUUAUUCAACUUAUUUCGAACGACACGAUCGCGUUCGGGUACUAAUAAUUGCAUUGUUUCCGCUUGUCCAGAUCCUUGUUGUUCAUCAUCCACUUCUGAUCCUCGAUCCACGUUAAGCUCAAUGGAAGAAAAGCGUAGUUCAUCGGUUAUUCGUCGCCGAAGGCCUCGAUCAGCACAUUUGGAUCCGAAUACUUUAGUUUUUCCGCCUAGGGAAGUGCCGGUACAGGAUAUCAGCGAAUUAUAUAGGCGAAUUGAGAAAUUAGGUGAAGGUAGCUAUGCUGUCGUUUACAAAUGCGAAAGCAAAAGUGAUGGCAGUAUUGUUGCUCUGAAAGAAAUUAAAAUUCAUAAUCAAGAAGGAUUACCAUUCACCGCUAUACGAGAAGCAUCAUUACUGCGUGCUUUACGACAUUCCAAUAUUGUAACAUUACAUGAUAUUGUGCACGAACAGAAUUCAUUGGUUUUUGUUUUCGAAUAUAUGAAAACAGAUUUGAGUAAAUAUCUGGAACUGCAUAGUACUGGAUUAGAACAGAUGCAAGUUCGAUUAUUCUUAUUUCAAUUACUUCGUGGUCUUGCAUUUUGUCAUGCUAAGAAAAUUUUGCAUCGAGAUCUAAAACCGCAAAAUCUGUUAUUAAAUAGUAAUGGUGAGUUGAAAUUGGCUGACUUUGGCCUAGCUCGUGCAAAAUCAGUGCCAAGUCGAACCUAUUCACAUGAAGUAGUAACAUUAUGGUAUCGACCACCGGAUGUGUUGCUUGGUUCAACGGACUAUUCGACAUCUCUUGAUUUGUGGGGUGUUGGAUGUAUAUUUGCUGAAAUGUGUACAGGUGUAGCUCUUUUUCCGGGAACAACAGAUAUUGGCGAUCAAUUGAAUCGAAUAUUUAGUAUUAGAGGUAUUCCUGAUCCGAAAAAAUGGCCCGAAGUACUUAAGCUACCGCAUUAUUCACCCAGCUUUUAUCCACCAUAUCGGGAAUUAUCGUGGAGUGAGAUACACAAAUCUUUAGUAAGAUUGAAAAAUGGCCAAUCACUAUUAUCACAUUUUCUACAGUUGAAUCCAACGGAUCGUAUAUCAGCAAACGGAGCGAUGAUGCAUCCAUACUUCGGAUGUUUUCCAUCCAGUAUCCAUUUAUUGCCGCCCACAACUUCCAUUUAUUCUUUGCCAGAGAUGCGAUCCCUUCAUUAUUCGACUCUUACAUUAUAA
Molecule: messenger RNA, 1650 nt
Organism: Cercopithifilaria johnstoni
Lineage: Eukaryota; Metazoa; Nematoda; Chromadorea; Rhabditida; Onchocercidae
Source: the annotation of a GenBank genome assembly